AUGUAUACCGUCGCUCUCGCAAGCCUUCUCCUCACCGGCUUCACAGCCGCCGCUCCCCUCGCCCAAGCCCAGGCCCAAGCCUCAGCCUCCGGCACCGUCACCCUCCAAAUCGGCAUCUCCACCAGCGGCGACGAUUCAACCACGCGCACUAUCCCAUUCGGCACUCUCUUCGCCAACACCGCCGGCGCGCUCCCGCCCGCCAGCAGUCUGUCCGUUAGCUCCGUCAGCAACGUCCCCAUCGAUCCCUUCUCUAGUGUCUGUCAAGCCUUUACCGACGCGGCCGGCAAGAUCAAGCUCGGUGGUACGUUUGACGACUCGAUACCGGGCAUCACAGUGUCGAAGGGCAACAAUCUGGCGACGAUCGGGAGUGUCUUCUGCUCGGACGCGGCCGGUGUGGCUGCCUUCUCCAGCGGCAGCGGAAAUGGUAAUGGUAAAGGCACCGGUUACGGUAAUGGCAAGGGUGUUUCGGCCGUCAACAUCAAGCUUGAUUUCGAUCUCGCGGAGGAGGGCGCCUCCGUUGGCACGGUCCCUGUCAACGGUCAAUUGGUCCCAGUCAGGGGCACCUUCGCCACUCGCGUGGCCAACAAGGCUGCAAUUCAGUCCGGUAACAAUGGUCAGCAGCCUGACGGUGUCACCUGCCAAGCUUUCAGUGAUGAGGCUGGGACGCUGAGUCUUGGAGCGGUGAAAGGCAAUGGUGCGGAAACUGUCUUCGGUCAGAAUGGCGCUGAUGUCCCUAUCGGAGCUUUCAAAUGCGUGAAUGCUUGA
Molecule: messenger RNA, 765 nt
Organism: Bacidia gigantensis
Lineage: Eukaryota; Fungi; Ascomycota; Lecanoromycetes; Lecanorales; Ramalinaceae
Exons: 1
Coding region: 1-765 (254 amino acids)
Source: RefSeq, a predicted model, not a curated record